Rotaria sp. Silwood1 is the source of this 1819-nucleotide messenger RNA. The record is from the annotation of a GenBank genome assembly. NCBI's taxonomy places the organism in Eukaryota, Metazoa, Rotifera, Eurotatoria, Philodinida, Philodinidae.
AUGUUAGAUUAUGUACUAGUUAAUCGUAAAUUUCGAUCUAGUGUACAGGAUGUACGAGUUCAUAGAGGUGCUACUGGUGGUAUUGGAACAGAUCAUCAUUUAUUACGAGCUAAAAUUCGUUUACAUCUGAAAUCUCGUAAAAAAACAGAGAAAAAAUAUCGGAUAAGACUUGAUCAAUCAAAAUUGACAGAUAAUAAUUUACUCUCUGCUUUCCGAAUUGAAUUAGCGAAUGAAAGCAAAGCCAUUCGGGGCGAUAAUAAAACCUUAUCGGUGAAUGAAAAGUUCACAAAUUUUGUUAACAGUGUUCGAGAACGUGGUAGACACUACUUUGGAAACAAUAAAAGCAUUCAUAAAGGCGGAAAAGAAUGGUUCACACCCGAACUAAAAGAAAUUGUUGAUAAAAAAGCUAAAGCAUAUGUAGACUGGCAACUGCACCGUAAUACAACCAACGAGAAUAAAUAUAGAAACAGAUACCAAACGUUGGCAAAAAUCGUACAAAACAAAGUAUAUGCUAGGCAACAUGAAUAUUGGGAGGAGUUAAGCAUAGAAAUAGAAAAUGCAGUCAAAGUACACGAUCCAACAGCUGCUUUUCAAAUCAUUCGAAGGUUACGUGGAAAUGGACCAAGCAUAAAUCACAUACCAAUCCAGGAUAAGAACGGCUUAACGUUAACAAACAGUAAAGAUCAAUUGAAUCGAUGGAAAGAGUAUUUUGAUGAAAUGCUCAACGUUGAUACAACAGUAAGCGAACAAGUUUUACAACAAAUUCCAAGUCCUACAGUUGAUGAUGAAGAGCUUUCUCGACAGGACGCUGUACCAACUCUUGAUGAGGUUGUAAAGGCAAUUGGACAAAUAAAAGAUAAAAAAGGUCCAGGAAAAGACGAUGCACCAGCGGAACUCCUAAAAGCGGGCGGUCAAUGUGUCGCUGAAUGGUUACAUGAAAUUAUUCACAAUGUAUGGGAACAGGAGAUAAUGGUAAAGGAAUGGGCUGAAGCCAUUAUAAUACAACUAUACAAGAAUAAGGGUGAUAAACGGAUCUGUGACAACUAUCGAGGCAUAUCCCUACUAGAUAUUGCAGGAAAAAUCUUUACCCGAAUCAUACUAAACCUUAUUCAAGCUUCACUUGAUCGAAAGCUGAUGGAGGAGCAAGCAGGCUUUCGUUCUAGAAGAUCCACCAUGGAUCAAGUCUUCACACUAAAAAUGGUCAUGGAGAGAUCAAGAGAGUUUAAUCAACCUCUAGAUAUGUGCUUUAUUGAUCUAAAGAAAGCAUAUGAUUCUGUCAAUCGAAAAGCACUUUGGCGAGUGUGUCGAGCAUAUGGAUUAUCACAAAAGAUAGUUCGAAUGUUGCAACUGCUAUAUGAGGAUACAUCUGCUCAAGUUCGGAUCGAUGAUGACAUUAGUGAAAGCUUUAUAAUGAACACUGGUGUGAGACAAGGAUGUAUUCUCUCUCCAAUCUUGUUCAAUAUAUAUGUUGACUAUAUUAUGAAACAAGUAGUUCAACAAGCUAACGUUCAAGGUGUCACGUUAUCAUACCGUCUUGGUGAUUUCUGGCUUUCUGGUAGAGGACAUGAUAGUCAUAAUGUACAUCUAUUGACCUUAAUGUAUGCAGAUGAUAUUGUUGUCAUGUAUGAAAGUCCAAAAAAUCUAGAACAUUUUGUAAAAGUGUUCGAAACAAUAACUAAUGAUUUUUGCCUAAAGAUGAACAUUCAAAAAACAUGUACUAUGUCAUUAAAACAAUUCGAGAAAACAAUUGGAAAGAAUGAAACAAAAAACAAAAAGAAUGAUGCGCCACUAAAUCUUGUUAUUCGAGAUCAGAAUAUAG